Molecule: messenger RNA, 1824 nt
Organism: Hyposmocoma kahamanoa
Lineage: Eukaryota; Metazoa; Arthropoda; Insecta; Lepidoptera; Cosmopterigidae
Gene: mldr
Product: mitochondrial ribonuclease P catalytic subunit
Exons: 5
Coding region: 4-1584 (526 amino acids)
Biological process (GO): mitochondrial tRNA 5'-end processing; tRNA 5'-leader removal
Cellular component (GO): mitochondrion; mitochondrial ribonuclease P complex
Molecular function (GO): protein binding; ribonuclease P activity
Source: RefSeq, a predicted model, not a curated record
AAUAUGAUUCGCACCGUAUCUCAGUUUUUAUUAUCUUCCACCAGUUUUUAUAUGCGAACAGUUCCAAAACGCGCCUGCCAAACCGUCGCUUAUGGUUAUAAACACGCUAACGACCAAAUACAGUACUUGAAAUCAGUGAUAAAUGAAAACGACGAAAUUAAUGAUUGGCCGUGUAUAAAGAGUAAAGUUUUAGCCAUACCUGGAACAAUUAACCCGAAAAACAUUGAUGCGGUUCUAUUAAAGAUCCUAAUAAAUGACAAGAAACUUAAUAUUGCUCAAUCUUUUGCAGAAUAUUUGUUAAGUUUUAGAGGAGAACUGAAUCUUGGAGCUACAAAUGCUAUAUUGAACCUAUAUGUUGAAUUAAACAAAAUUAACAAAUUAUCUGAUAAAGGAAGGAAGUUUAUAAUUGAUACUUUUAAACAUAUAAAUUACACAUACCAAGUACCAGAUUCUACUACUUGUGAGAGAUUAUUACAUGCUCUAUGUGCUAUUAAUGAAUGGCAUAAAGCAAUGAAAGUUCUUGAUGACAUUCAUGCGUCUUGUACACCUACACAUUCAGCAUUUAGCACAGUUAUUGCGACUCUUUUCAAAGCAAAUAAGAAAAUGAUGGCCUAUAAAUUAAUUGAUAAAAGUAUCUCCUUGCAGAGACCUUUAUUAGAUGUAGCUUAUGAAGAAUGGAUAAAUUUCAUUCUAAGAGAACAUAAACAUAAAAAAACAAUUACAAAGUAUUUAGACGAGUUGUGUUCUCAUGUAUCUAGAAACUUUAUUGUUAUACCUGAAAAGGCUGCUGAAAAGCUUAUGGGUGCUUAUGAAACAGUAGGAUGGAAUGCAAAGAUGACUAAAAUUAACAAAAAUAAUGGACAGUGUUUUAAUUGCAAUGCUAAAUUGGACUGCUUGAAGUUAUCAGAAGAUGAAUUCCAGUUAUUGCAGAGUAUCAUCAAAGAUAAACUCAUUGUUGGAUCUGAUUUGUUUCUGAAGACGUCACCUGAUGAAUUGAAGAGAUUUAUAAGCUUUGUUGAACAAACUGCACCCUAUGAUAUUGUAUUAGAUGCUUUGAAUGUUUCUUAUGCUGUUGGAAAGUAUAGUAAUGACAGAAUUGGCUUGUUGACUUAUGUUGUAGAACAUUUUCAAGCUAGAAAUAUGAAGAUAUUGUUACUGGGUAGAAAGCAUAUGCUAAGCUGGCCUAGAAUGAAAUUUGUGCUUAGCAGAACUUGUAACUUUUUCACUGACAAUUUAUCUCAAGAUGACCCUUUCUUUAUAUCAGCUGCGUUACUAAGUGGGCCUCACACCGAUUUCGUGUCAAGAGAUCUGUUGCGCGGGCAUAGAUUCAAAUUGCAGAAUGAACAACUUAUACACCUGUUUCAGAGGUGGCAAUGGCAACAUCAAUGGAAAGUUUUUACUGGUGGGUUUAGACCACCCAUAGUACAGCCACCACUUUCAGUGACGCCUUGUGCUCAAAAGAAUGACUCCACUUGGCAUGUCCCCUUCGAGAGGGCGGACGCUACAGUGACAUCGUUUGGACAAAUAAAAGAUGGAACCCCGGAUUGGGCGAGUUGGCUCUGUCUACAGCCACCUUUAAGAUGACAAUAAAUCGUUAUUUACGUUAAAUAGUUUUAUUACAAUUGGCAACUGGGAUAGUUAUAUUAAUAUAGCGUAUGCACUUGUACUUUUCUUUGAAAAUAUGAUGACUUGCAGGUAUGCGUGGCGUAUGCGUGCAAGUAAUGUAAAGGUAAACGUAACUGCAAGUUUGAUAAUGAGUAGGUACCUAUAUUUUUUAUGAUACUAAAAUGACAGGACGAUUAAGUUGUGCGCCUGGUGGUAAGC